AUGUCAUCAAUGUCAAUGAUAGGUGGAGCAAUUCUAAUAGUUUUGGUGGCCGGAUACAUUGCGCGGCAAUAUGGGCUUCCUCCACCUCCACCGAAAAUAGCUGGUAUAGAUUUGGGCACAACAUUUUCGUCAAUAGGUAUCUACCAUGCUGUCACUGGUGCAACAACUGUCAUACCUGAUGAAUUUGGGAAAAAAUCCGUUCCUAGUGUUGUUGCUUUUUCACCUAACGGAACUGUAAUAGUAGGAUCUCGUGCUGUUGAGCAACAGGAGAAGAAUCCUCAAAGAACAAUUUACGACGCAAAACGUUUCAUAGGCCGAACCUUUGAGAAAGAUAACGAAAAUUUUUUGGCUGAUCAGAAACGAUAUCCUUUUGUCAUAAAACUCGACGACACUGGGCACGCAUUCUUCGAAAUUCCUUUGGAUUCUGGAACUAAAACGCUGUAUCCUCAAGAAGUUGGAGGAAUAAUAAUUAGUUAUUUGCGAAGAGCAGCAGAAAAACAUUUGAAUACUCCACUCAGCCAGGUCGUAGUGUCCGUUCCGGCUGAAUUUGGCGAAACUCAACGCAAUGUGACAGGAAAGGCAGCUGAAUUAGCAGGAAUGGAAGUGCGUCGUGUAAUAUCUGAACCUACUGCUGCUGCAUUAGCUUAUGGGCUUCAUAAGAAGAAAGGUGUGGAAAGUGUAGUUGUCGUCGAUCUCGGUGGAGGUACUCUCGAUGUAUCAGUCUUGUGGCUGCAGAGUGGCGUAUUCAUCACUCAAGCAAUGGCAGGGAAUAAUCGUUUAGGAGGGCAGGAUUUCAAUGAUCGUGUUCAGAAGCACAUUCUAACGGUGCUCCAGAAGAGGUUUGGAUCUACCAUAACUGAUAAAGAAGAUCUACAGCAGAUUCGACUAGAAAUCGAACAAGCGAAAAUUCGGUUGACCACUCAUCCUAAGGCUGUUAUGAACUUUGUUCUUAAAGAUAUCGGAAAAUGGAGUUAUGAGUUAUUCCGCGAUGAGUUUGAACGUUUGAACGAAGAUCUGUUUAAAUCGAUUGAGAGACCUAUCGAGGCUGCCUUGGCUGAUGCAAAUCUUGAACCUGCUGCAGUUGAUGAAAUUGUUCUUGUUGGUGGCUCUACCCGCAUACCGAAAGUGCGGCAAAUCGUUGGGCAUUUUUUUGGCAAGGUCCCGAACUUCGGAGUGGAUCCUGAAUUGGCUGUCGUCACUGGUGCUGCGGUGCAAGCUGGAGUGAUCGGUGGAGGGUGGCCUUUGCAGGUGGCUGCAAUGGAACUUCCAACCAAAAGACGAAAGCGGCAUUUCUAUACUGAGGAACAGAAAGUUAAUGAGAAAGAGAGGAGUGUAUAG
Molecule: messenger RNA, 1338 nt
Organism: Necator americanus (New World hookworm)
Lineage: Eukaryota; Metazoa; Nematoda; Chromadorea; Rhabditida; Ancylostomatidae
Exons: 13
Coding region: 1-1338 (445 amino acids)
Cellular component (GO): cytoplasm; cytosol; plasma membrane
Molecular function (GO): ATP binding; ATP-dependent protein folding chaperone
Source: RefSeq, a predicted model, not a curated record